AACUUUCUUUCAUAAUUUCAAAAGGAAGUUACAUAUUAUAAGUAAUGGGUUCUACGACCACCAUUUCGAUUCUCAUUCUUCUUCUUCUUCUAGGGUUGGUUCAACUUGCAGUUUCAGGGCAUGACUAUAAACAAGCUCUAAGCAAAAGCAUUCUCUUCUUUGAAGCUCAGAGAUCAGGACACCUCCCUCCUAACCAGAGAGUUUCUUGGCGAUCUCAUUCCGGUCUUUACGAUGGCAAAUCAAGCGGUGUGGAUCUAGUGGGAGGAUAUUAUGACGCCGGAGACAAUGUGAAAUUCGGGCUUCCGAUGGCUUUCACGGUGACAACAAUAUGUUGGAGUAUCAUAGAAUACGGUGGCCAGCUGGAAUCUAACGGCGAACUUGGUCAUGCAAUUGACGCCGUUAAGUGGGGAACUGAUUAUUUCAUUAAAGCCCACCCUGAACCUAACGUCCUAUAUGGAGAGGUAGGAGAUGGUAAGUCGGACCAUUAUUGUUGGCAAAGGCCAGAGGAAAUGACCACUGAUCGUAAGGCUUACAAAAUUGACCGGAACAAUCCUGGUUCUGAUCUCGCGGGAGAAACCGCUGCCGCAAUGGCUGCGGCUUCCAUCGUUUUCCGCCGCUCUGAUCCAUCAUACUCUGCCGAGCUACUUCGUCACGCCCGUCAGUAUGGGGCACGUGCCCCACCUUAUGAUGCUGUAGAUCCGCCCCUGCAAGCAACCAAUGAUAAAUAUUAUCUAGAUUACCUCGGCAAGAACGGCGACUCUAUGGGUGGUACGGGCUGGUCGAUGACCGAAUUUGGUUGGGACGUUAAGUAUGCUGGCGUUCAAACCCUUGUCGCUAAGGUUUUGAUGCAAGGAAAAGGAGGAGAACACACUGCUGUGUUCGAGAGGUAUCAACAGAAAGCAGAACAGUUUAUGUGUUCGUUGUUAGGUAAAAGCACGAAGAACAUUAAGAAAACUCCGGGCGGUUUGAUUUUCCGACAAAGCUGGAACAAUAUGCAGUUUGUCACGAGUGCCUCUUUCUUAGCUGCUGUUUACUCCGACUAUCUCUCUUCAUCCAAAAGAGAUCUCCGUUGUUCUCAAGGAAACAUUUCUCCAUCCCAACUCCUAGAUUUCUCAAAAUCACAGGUGGAUUACAUUCUCGGAGACAACCCUAGAGCGACAAGUUACAUGGUUGGAUACGGAGACAACUAUCCACGACAAGUUCAUCAUCGUGGUUCGUCUAUUGUCUCCUUCAAUGUCGAUCAAAAGUUCGUGACUUGCCGUGGUGGUUACGCCACAUGGUUUAGCCGAAAAGGAAGCGAUCCGAAUGUUUUAACCGGAGCUAUAGUGGGUGGACCUGAUGCCUAUGAUAACUUCGCUGACCAACGGGACAAUUAUGAGCAAACCGAACCAGCAACUUACAACAACGCGCCUCUACUUGGUGUACUAGCCCGGUUGAUUUCCGGUUCGACCGGUUUUGACCAGCUGCUUCCUGGUGUUAGUCCGACUCCAAGUCCGGUUAUCAAUAAACCAGCACCGGUACCAAAGAAGAAACCCACAACACCUCCUGUUUCUUCUCCUAGUCCCAUUUCCAUAUCGCAGAAGAUGACACACUCAUGGAAGAACGAGGGAAAGGUGUACUAUCGAUACUCAACGAGAUUAAAUAAUAGAUCUACAAAAACAUUGAAAAAUUUGAAGAUAUCAAUCACCAAGCUCUAUGGUCCAAUAUGGGGUGUGACGAAAACCGGAACUUCAUUCACCUUUCCUUCGUGGAUGCAAUCGUUACCGGCAGGCAAAAGCAUGGAAUUUGUCUAUAUCCACUCAGCAGCUUCUCCGGCAGAUGUCUUGGUCUCUAACUAUUCUUUGGAGUGAGUAAAAGUGUUUCGGUGUGUGAAACCGGUUUACUAUAUCUUGUAAACUAGUUCACCUGCUUUUGAAAAUAUUUGGUUUAGUUUUACCGAUUGGUUAGAUUUUUGGGAGGAUGAGAAAGACGAAUUCUCUAGCUUGUACACAUAGAGAGAGAGAUUUGAGACUAUGAAACUAGGAUUAAUCUGUUUCUUGUAAUUCAAGAAAGCCUUUUCUCCUUU
Messenger RNA from Arabidopsis arenosa, 2065 nucleotides. The record is from the annotation of a GenBank genome assembly. NCBI's taxonomy places the organism in Eukaryota, Viridiplantae, Streptophyta, Magnoliopsida, Brassicales, Brassicaceae.